AUGUCAGACAGCCAGAAUGACCGGUCGCUUGAUCCAGUUGACAUUAGGUGGAAGAUGGCCGUAGCAUGCGACAUCUGUCGCAGGCGGAAAGUACGGUGCGACGGUGAGAGGCCUUGCAGCCGAUGUAGAAAGGGCAAGAGGGACUGUACAUUCUCAAUCCCGCGACAUGUCGCACGUAAGACCCGGGACCCUGGAACUUCAUCUGUCUCACCCAACACUGAAGUGCCUUCAACUAGUCGACUUGCCCCUAAUGACCAAACUCGGCCGAUUAAACCUCUUGAUUCUCAGUGCAACGAGAAUGACCACCUUCUGUUGAUUGAUCCCGAUGAUCAGAUCGUCUACUCUGGUCCAUCGAGUGGCAUGCCUCUUUUCGCUAGAUUGGGUGUGUUGAGAACGGUGGAGGUAUCGGAAAGCGAUCAGGACAGCAGUCAAUUCGCAUCUCAUUCAUCUUCCGCGUUUGGAAUCACAAGCGCACUUUCCCCAACCCGUGACUAUUUUGAUAUGUGUCUUCAACGUUGUCCACAGGACUUGAUGAACAGCUUGAUUGGUCAUCAUCUGAGUGCACCUGUGUUCUUCCCUCUUCUACACGCACCGUCUUUCCUCUCCGAAUUCAUCGCAGUCUCCGAACGCAGGUUGAAAUGUACACCACAAUAUGGAGCGAUGCUUAUGAGCAUACUGGCAGUGACAGCUCGUCUGGUGGAAGGAGGUAGAUCUUUAGUUCCUGUUGCGGAUAGGACAGGCGAAUCGUACUAUGAAUUUGCGCAGGAUUUACUGCGAGUAAGCCAGAACAAACUGGAUAUACGGCACAUAUUAGGGUUGUAUCAUCUUGCUCUGUUCGCAGAAGGGCGUAACACAUCUACCGGCAUCGCAUCGAGUUUCGUCGCCGAAGCCAUUGGACUGGCGUUCGCUACAGGACUACAUCGAAGUACCGAUACAUUCCGAAUGGAUCCAGUGACGAUGCAAAUCCGUACGAGGCUAUUUUGGGCUCUGUACUCACUUGAUGUCGCUGUGGCUUAUUCCCAGGGGAGGCCCGCUUUGAUAAGGCUAUCUGAUUGCAGCAUCGAGCUACCUGCUGUGGUGGACAACGAAAUGAUAACAAAGACAGAGAUAUUGCCGCAGCUGGAAGAUGAUCCUCCAGUCAUCAUGGCUGCGGCGGUCAAAACCAUUGAGAUAUAUAUUGUGCUUGAGCAAGUCCUAUCUGCCAUCAACGCACCCUUCAUCACUAUAUCCCAAAGAUUCAACCUGGGAGAUCCUCCUCGCAGGAGGAGUGAGAAAUUAGCAAGAGCUCAGAUCUGCCUUGACGAGAUCGAGCACACACUCCCCCCGUACAUCGCUCGUCCUACUCUCCCAUCCGACCGAUCCCUCAACCUCGACUUCCUCCAGUCAUCUCGCCUCUGGACCACGAUAUUAUUCGUCCGAACCCUCAUUGCUCGCCAAGCUUUCAUUGACGAGCUUGAGGGUACUCCUGGUCCAUCGCAAGAGCCAAGCGAGAGCAUUCUUACAGCAUGUCACCUCUCCGUCGAUAUUGUCAAGAUAUACGCUCGCCUGCGAUACUAUAGUCUCUUACAAUAUUGUAGCUUUCACGCGGUCUCACAUCUCACAGCUGCCAGUCACACCCUCAUUGCGUGUAUGCUGCAGAAUCCUAACCUGACGUUUGAACAUCGACCGGAUCUUUUGUCUGCCAUCGAUAUGCUAUUACUCUGCUCGAGUCGCUUCCCUUGCGCUAAACCAGUAGCUCAGCUGCUCGUCCAGCUAUCACGCGCCUUGGACCUCAGCUCAGGCGGGGGCUACGGCACCUCGAAUGAAGCUUUGGCAAUAAGGGUGUUGGCGCGCAAGAUGGCUGCUUCCCCAGCAAGCGAAGUGCAAACGUCUCAUACGCGUCCUGUAAUACCGCCUUCUCCCGUUCAUCCCUCGACGGAAAGCUCUGAACAAUUUGAAUCUGACUGGCUCGUCAGAGCAGCGCAUAGAGGAAGCCCAACAACUUUUUUACAAUGCGACGACCGCACAUUUCCAUCGCUAUCUGAGGCUGUGGGAAGCGCCUAUUCAUUUUCACAGCUGCCAAGACAGGGGUCACCAAGAGUGCUGCCAGCUGGAGAACACGCUUGGAACAAUCAGGAAUCUAACGAGAUAUUCUCGGAAUGGGGUGAUAACUUUUCCUUUCUGAACGAUGGUCUGUUUGACGCCUUCGAGAGGCCGCCUUGA
Kwoniella shivajii is the source of this 2202-nucleotide messenger RNA. RefSeq lists its product as uncharacterized. The record is from RefSeq and is a predicted model, not a curated record. The transcript has 11 exons. Gene Ontology annotation, molecular function: DNA-binding transcription factor activity, RNA polymerase II-specific; zinc ion binding; DNA binding. Gene Ontology annotation, biological process: regulation of DNA-templated transcription; DNA-templated transcription. Lineage: Eukaryota; Fungi; Basidiomycota; Tremellomycetes; Tremellales; Cryptococcaceae. Bases 1 to 2202 code for a protein of 733 amino acids.